UUUUUUAACUCAUUCACCGUAAUCUGUCACACAAUGUCAUGCCUCUACACCAAGACUGCACCUUAGUAGUCUUAGUAUCGUUUAUCAGUACCCCGCUCUCUCUUGCGUUCUGCUUUUUUACGUUUACAGUUUUGUCUUCUGUCCGACACCGAAAAUCGGUUUUCAUUUCCAGUUUCCUGCAUUUUCCAUUUGCAUUUUCAGGUCUCAGUGCUUGGCUACAAGUUCAGGGACAUGAUGGCGUUUCCUGCUUUUCGAAAAAGGACUUAGCACCUGAAGUCUUGUGCUGUCUCAAUACAGCAUGGGGUUAGAUGUAAGACUUGAAGUCAGCAUGUCUUUGAAAUGUGGGCAUCUCUUCACACUGCUCUUCUUCAUUGUGUCCGUCACAGGAAUUCAAGGCCGAAGCAGGCUAAAUCCAUCAGAGACCCUUCACACUAUCAGCUUAACAAACCUGCCAAACCCACCAAAGCAGAAUUCAGGGAUAAGGACUAUAUUUGAAAUGGAAAAGCAUCGCAUCAAGAGGUCAGACUUCUUCCACUCAGAGGUGAAAGUAUGUCCGCAGGAGACGAUGAGGGAAGUCAUAGCAAGCCACCAAACAUACUACACACUGAGAGUUUGCCAGGAGGCUGUAUGGGAGGCUUUCCGGAUCUUUCUGGACAGAAUUCCCAGCAGCUCAGAGUACCAGAAAUGGGUCCACAAAUGCCAGCAUGACUCUAUGUGCAUCUCAGAUCUCGCCAUGGUUUUCAGCAAUUCACAAGAACACACAGACAUGGUCUACAGGAGGGUGAAUAUGAAUAGUGAAAAAUUAGAACGAAAUAUGACUGAAGAGCCAACAACUGAUGGAGCACCAAGAACGGAAGGGUCAGAAGAAGUCCUGACUGAAGCAGCAGUAGAAGAAUUUGUUCCCCCAGAUCUGUCUAGUACUGUCAGUACUACAACAGACACCUCUUCUGCCUCACAGGAGUUGGAUCUUCACAAUGUGGUUCCUGAGCAGCCAGUACAUCAGGUCAUAGAGUUCAGCGUUAUACUGAUGGACUAUGGGUAUCAGGAGAUACUGAGAGACACCGAUUCACCUCAGUACCAUGACCUGUCAAGGCAUCUUCAGGAUCAGAUGCAACAUGCUUUUAAUGACCUACCUGGAUUUAUGGAUGUCCAAGUGUUAAGUAUUCGUGAGGCAGAAGCACCUAAAGGAGCUGGAGGACUAUCUGCAGUUUACUCAGCUGUAUUUGAGACUACCAUACCUUCCAGUGCUGAUGGAAAUCUGGACAUUGGCACGGCUGUUUCAUCUACAGGACCAAGUCUGAAGGAUAUGAUAGUUAAAGCACUGAGCAAAAAGGCAUCUCUUCUUGAUCUUAAUUCACUGACCUUUGAGACAGGCAAAGACCAGUCUUCAACGAGAAUGCCUGUGACGGUUUCUGAAGACAUUAUAACUGAGGAUGAGAUUGAAACAUCAACUAACCAGGAUGAAGUAGCAGAACCUGAGGAAAAAGCUUUAGAGCCAGAUCCAGAGGUCAUUAUAGAAUCGAAAGAAGAUGUUGAGGAGCAUAAAACUGAUGAGGAGAUUAAAGUGAAACAAGUGGAUGACGUUCAGGCAACCAGGAGGCCAGAAACUGAGACAGGACAACCUAAGGAGGAACUUCAUUUAACAGAAAAGGGUGAGGUGGUGAAACCUGAAAGAGAAGCUGAUGAAUCAGAACCUGCUGAUGUUGUAGAAUAUGAAGGCAGUGUCAAAACUGAACAGCCCGCUGUGGAGAUCGCAAGUGAGGUCCCCAAAACCACUGAAGGUUCAACCAAACCUCCUGCAGAGAUGAUUAAGAUUAAACCACCUGAGAUUUCUGUCACAGAAACUUACCUUGUUGAGAAUGUUGACUAUUACCAACCCAAAGAAGGUGCUAAUUUGCCUUUUGUGCCAGUUGACAGGGUUCAACCAGGCACAGUAUUUGGUAAACCUGAACAUGUGGAAGACUUUGGGGUGGAGGAUCAACUCUCCAAACCGGAGGUUAUUGAGGGAGUUUUUGAGAUACCAGAUCUGGUUACAGAGGGAAAAACCCUAAGACCAGAAGUGUCUGAUGUUCUCACUACUGUAUCAAGUGCCUCAGAAUCUCUACCUGAAAUGAUCACAGAAUCAGCUUUGAAGAAAGAUAAGGACUUACCAUCUGUUGUUGAGGAUACUAAGGAGCCACAGCUCGAAGAGAUGGAGGAAGACACUCAGACAGAAGAUCUCCUUGUAGAAGAAGAGACUGCAUCACAACCCAUGGAGACACUCACAACUCAUCUACCUUUGACAACUUCACCUACAGACCUUAACAGUUUUGAAGUAGUGCUAACAGAUGUAUCGGUCGUUACGCCAACCUCUUUAGAAAAGCAUUAUGAUUCACCAACUGAAAAAAUACAAUCAACUGUUGCCCAGGAUGUUGAUUUUACGAAGACAGAAAAUGACAAAAUGCUGAAUGUGGAAACUCAGGAUGCUGUUCUAACAGAUGCAUCAGUCGUUACUCCAAUAUUUUUGGAAAAGGAUUAUGAUUCACAGACCGAAAAAGCACAACCAACUGUUGCCCAGGAUGUUAUAUUUGAGUCAGAAAAUGACCAAGUGUUGGAUGUGGAAACUGAAGACCCAUUUAUUCAUUUAAAAGAGUUAGACCAAAUAGAUGUAGUAAGUACUGAGACCAUUGAUCUCUUGAGUUAUGACAAUGGAUAUUCUUUCCCAAAUGAAGGAUAUCCCUUGGAGACAACAAGAGCGCCAUCACUAAAGUAUUUCACAACUCCUUCUAUGACCACAGCUAACAAAGGCAAAGAACUAGUUGUGUUUUUCAGUUUGCGUGUCACAAACAUGCUGUUCUCUGAAGAUCUUUUCAAUAAGAGCUCUGCAGAAUACCGAUCAUUGGAAAACACAUUUGUUGAACUGCUACUCCCAUAUCUACAGUCUAACCUAACAGGCUUUAAGAAGUUAGAGAUCCUAAACUUCAGAAACGGAAGUGUGGUGGUCAAUAGCAAGGCAAAAUUUGCCAAGUCUGUGCCGUACAACAUUACUCAGGCUGUCCAGCACGUCUUGGAGGAGUUUUGUAAUGCUGCAGCCCAGUAUUUGGACAUAAAGGUUGACAGCCAUUCCCUAGACAUAGAACCAGCUGAUCAAGGUGACCCUUGCAAGUUUCUUGCCUGCAACGAGUUUUCCAACUGCGUGGUAAACCUCUGGACAAAGGAAGCACAAUGUUUAUGUGACCCAGGCUACGUGACGGUGGAUGGACUGCCAUGUCGGAGCCUCUGCGUGGUCCAGCCUGACUUCUGUCUCAAUGGAGGAGAGUGUGAGAUUGUACCAGGGCACGGUGCCGCUUGCAGAUGUCCUGUAGGUAAAUUCCGGCAAUUUAUCGGGGAGAGAUGUGCAGAGCUGGUCUCCGUGACACUAGACCCCUUUCUUUCCCUAGUGUGCCUCGUGGGCGCGCUCACCUUUCUUUAUGCCAUCAUUUCUCUCUUGUUAUACAUGUGCAGGAAAUGUGUACGGACCAGAAAGACACUAACUCUAGUAGGCAGAGACCAGACCACCGUACCAGGCCUGACGAGUUAAUCACAGAAGAUUUACACAUUAUAAUCAGUCACUGAGAGGUGGGACGUCCGAUGGUGUUUAUCCAGCCAUUAAAAGACGUUUGAAAAGACUUCCCAUGAUCCCACAACCCCCGAAGGCUGUAGAAUGAGUGGCCAAACAUCCUGAGCAGAUGGAGAGCCAAGCUGAAUGGUUAUGUAACCUGUCGUUCUCAUGAGAACAUCAAGAAACAUGGCAGAAAGCAUUAUGGGUUUCCUCACAAUGAGGGAAUUAUUCUUCUGUUCGAUCAUAAUGAAUACACACGGUUCAAAAAUUCUCAUAGUAUGGAACAUAAUUUUGUUUUGGUGUAUAAUAAUUAUAAAUGGUUUCACACGCAUAGCGAAUACAUUUUUUUUUGUUGGUCUUUUAGCGUGGUUGUCUUGUGAAAAGUAGAACGUUGUUGGAAAUAUUCUUUGAAUGCUAUAGAGCGACAAAUGUUAAAAAGAAAAAACUAAAGCUAUAAACAAAAACUUGCUACAAAAUAUGAACCAAUUUUGUAAGAUUUACCCAAAGCACUGUGCAAAAUGUCUUUAAGUAUAGUUUAAUAUUAAAUCUAGAGCUAUGUUAGUGAUGGCCCUGGACAGCCCUGAAUAACGGUAAAUAGCAUCACUUAUUUGCAUUUAUUUUAAAUCCUUAGUCAACAACAUUCAUCACAGUGACAUUUAAUAGUUGUUUGUACUAUAAUAAAUAUAUAUAUUUUUAUCAUUGUUACUGUAUUGUGAAAUGUUAUAGAAGGUAAUCCCUGAAAUGAGGCUCUCAUAACUAUGUAUUUUUGUAAAUACAGUUGGUGUAUUUAUGUACACCAACUGUGCUGGUUUAUAUCUAUAAAAAUCUCAACUGUGCUUGUUGGAAGAAAACAGACAACUUUAUUUAGCUGGAGAUCUCAUGCCUACAUCAGUACCUUGUUUCGUUUCAUACAAAUCUUGCUUUUGUAUAUAGAAAUAAAUCUCAUUUGCAUAUUGCUCUUAUACAUAUUUGGUCUGAUAUCACAAUUACAACCCAUGCCUUGUGUGUCAUAUUGCAUCAUUUGCAAAACACACACAUCAUUGUAGAUUGACAACAUUAGGGACAAUAACAAUAUCACAAGAAGACUAAAUCGUAUUAUUAAAAUCAUUAUUUUUUAUUAAACGUUUUUCAUUCAAAGUCAUAAUUUAGUUGUCAUUACUUACCAGAGUUAUUGUAUUUACUGUAUUGUAGCUUUUGUAAAUACUUUAUGCAAGCAGUUAAACUCACAGUGAAUAACAAAACUCAGAAUAGUGUAAAGUGCUGAACAAUAUCAGUAUUUACAUCUGCAAGUCAAAGAGGAUCUUUAUUUCAACGUGAGAUUGAUUCAAACGUUAGGAAGAAACUGUUGAAUUUCUCUCAAGGAACAUUCCCAGUAAAGUAUUUAUGGAUUACUGAUGUUCAUCAUAUAUCAUAGCAAAAAUAUUACAUUAAGUAAAUUAUAUUAAGAGGCAGUUUAGAGGCAAUUACACUGUCAAGAACAGCAAUUAACGAUCAAUGAGAUGAUUCGACACACCAGAUAUUCAAAUAAAUCCAGAACAAAUGA
This is a messenger RNA of Sinocyclocheilus grahami, 5123 nucleotides long. It is a transcript of the gene impg1a, whose product is annotated as interphotoreceptor matrix proteoglycan 1a. Lineage: Eukaryota; Metazoa; Chordata; Actinopteri; Cypriniformes; Cyprinidae. Gene Ontology annotation, biological process: visual perception. The transcript is spliced from 18 exons. The record is from RefSeq and is a predicted model, not a curated record. Bases 299 to 3559 code for a protein of 1086 amino acids.